AUGGAUACAGCUCUAAAACGCCAUGAACACCUUCACAACUCUCCAUCACCAACUCGCCAUGAAACCCUAGCCAAUGUUGAUAACAAUGGCGAAGACAGAAUCAGCAAUUUGCCAGAAUCGAUUCUCUGUCACAUCCUCUCCAAACUGCCCACCAAAUUCGCCGCCAGCACAACCAUCUUAUCCACCAAAUGGAACAACCUCUUUGCUUCAAUCCCCAAUCCCACCAUCGACAUCGACGAUUCUCUGCUCUUGAAUCCCCACGACAACACCACCAAUUCCAAUUUCAUCAAUUUCAUGAACCACUUGUUCACAGUCACUCUCAUGGACGUCCCAACUAUUCACAAACUUCAUCUCCAGUGUCAUCACGACUAUGGUUAUUCCAACAUUGGUGAAUGGGUAUCUAUUGCUUUAAAUCGAAAUGUAACUGGGCUUUCGUUGUUCUUCAAUGUGAAGAGCACGGGUGUGUCAAUUCCUGGUCUUUUUGACUCCACAACGCUUGUGGAUUUGUUACUGAGCCAGCACUAUGGUUUGAAUGUUACAGAUUCAGUUUUUUUUUGCCGAAACUUAAGCACCUUUAUUUGGAUUAUGUUGGAUUUGUCGAUGGAGAAUCGUUCGAGAGGGUUGUUGAUGAAUGCCCUGUUCUUGAAGAAUUGUCUUUGGAUGGUGUUGAAUUUGAGGAGAUUGAACUUCUUCGUAUCUCUUCGAGUACGAUUAGGUUUUUAUUGGUGCACAAUUGCUACCAAUCUCUCCUUCACCAGAUCUAAUCUCUCUCUCUCUACCGAGGUUUCAAUCGUUCAAAAUAAAAUUCGAAGAUGUUGA
Molecule: messenger RNA, 819 nt
Organism: Camellia sinensis
Lineage: Eukaryota; Viridiplantae; Streptophyta; Magnoliopsida; Ericales; Theaceae
Source: RefSeq, a predicted model, not a curated record